Messenger RNA from Antechinus flavipes (yellow-footed antechinus), 4710 nucleotides. RefSeq names its product mitochondrial ribosomal protein L45 (gene MRPL45). NCBI's taxonomy places the organism in Eukaryota, Metazoa, Chordata, Mammalia, Dasyuromorphia, Dasyuridae. The transcript is spliced from 8 exons. The coding region runs from base 52 to 993 and encodes 313 amino acids. Gene Ontology annotation, cellular component: mitochondrion. The record is from RefSeq and is a predicted model, not a curated record.
CCCACCCUCCCUACAGUCUCUCACGUUCCCGACAGCCCUCGCGCGCGCAAUAUGGCGGCACCCAUAAGGCCAAGGUUCUACUCCCUGUCCCGGGCUCUGGGCUGGUGUUCUCGCCAGAAUUUAGAAGUCUCCUGUCCAGCACGAGUGACCCAGUCCAUCACUGUGAUCCCAGUAAGAACCAAGAAGCGCUAUAUGCCCCGUGCCAAGGAGCCUAAAUUCAGAAGCGAGAAGGAGUUUCGGGAAUAUGCUCGUAAAGCAGGGAUUGUUAUCCCCAAAGAACGUCUUGACCGUCCCAUUUAUGUGACUUGCUCAGCUGGGAUUUUUGAUGCUUACAUUCCUCCUGAGGGGGAUGCUCGCCUAACAUCCCUCUCCAAGGCUGGCCUGAAGCAGAAAGCAGAGAAACUCAAGCAGGGCGUGGCCUCACAGUUGGCAAUUCGGAAAUUGAGAGAAUAUGAUGCUGAUUUCCGAAUCAAGACUUUCCCAGAAAAAGCUCAGCAGAUCUUUGUUGAAGCUCAUCAGUGCCUUAACACCUCUGACCAUGAUCGACUUCAUGCCCUGGCAACUGAGCGCUGCUUCCCGGAAAUGGUGUGGGAUCUCAGACUUAAAACAGUACGUUGGAGCUUUGUGGAAUCUCUGGAACCACCAAGGGUAGUUCAUGUUCGUUGUCCAAAUAUGGUGAACGAGGGCAACUUAUAUGGCCAGGUCACUGUCCGCAUGCACACUCGCCAGACCCUGGCUAUCUAUGACCGCUUUGGGCGGUUGAUGUAUGGACAAGAAGAUGUGCCCAAGGAUGUGUUGGAGUAUGUGGUAUUUGAGAGACACUUAACAAACCCUUACGGGGCCUGGAGAAUGCAUGGCAAAAUUGUCCCUGCCUGGGCGCCUUCCAAAGAGCCCAUCCCCAAGACGGUGAUGAUUCCUGGUCCCAAACUUGAGCCGUGGGAAGAAUAUGAAGAGAUGAAUGUGGACAUUCAGAAGCCUCAGCCAGUUCAGUAGCACAAGUAGGGCAGGUUAGAGAAGUCUAGCAAAUUGAUACUGGAGCAUUUCACCAAGACUCUGAAACCAGGUCCUCCAGAUGUUGUGGCUCCAAGGAUCAAGAAGGAAGCUACCCCUUGGCCACCUUUUCACUUCAAGAAAGAGGGGCAAUUGUUGGAAAUAAAACCCCCUCAGAAUUUCAAAAUUAGUUUUAAUGGGUUCUAUAGUUUCCAAUCAUCCAGAAUGGGUCUUCAAUUUGGAUUGGAAAUGGAAUUUGAAAUGGGAGAUGUAACAGCCAUAGGAAUGGGAGAGUUUGAUAUGAAUGAUGUGAAAUCAACCAAGAUAUCAUGAACCUUUUUUUUUUUCCCCUGUGGCAUUUGGGGUUAAGUGACUUGCCCAGGGUCACAUAGCUAGGAAGUAUUAAGUGUCUGACGCCAGCUUUGAACUCGGGUCCUCCUGACUUCGGGCCUGGUGCUCUAUCCACUGCGUCACCUAGCUGCCCCAUAUUAUAAACCUUUAAAAUAGACUUCUAAACCCCUCAGUCUUCUUCAUCACGUUCCUAAUAAUGAUUUGCAUGCUAGCAAGAACGUAACAUAUAAACACAGAGAACAGGGUUCUAGGCUGGGCUAGUCUUAGGUGGGAAAUCAGUCUAUAAUAUUUCAUUACACACAUCAGUAUCUCUUGACCACAAAAAUCACCAGAAUAUGGUAACAUUCUAAUUGUCCCCUUCCUAUCUCAGGUGUGGGAAAAAGUAAAGAACUAAGCCCAUACAAGGAACCAGCAGAUCUUUACAUUGGGGAUUUUAAUCCUACGGACCCAUUAGUGCCAAAAAGAAUCUCCCAUUCUGCUGUGUUUUUGAACUGUCAGUGUAAUAUCUGAAAUCAUCAUCCUUGACCCACACCUAGCCCUUGGGAGGAAACAGCUUUGAUCUCAGAGUAAAUUUUUCUUCAGCCUAAGGCUGACUCUUAUAUUCAAAAAUGGAUUUAUUUUUCCAGGAAAAGGCCCAAGUCUGUCAUUCCAUGGUGAAGGAAUGACAAUAUGGAGGAGUUUGUCUUGGAGGAAUAAGACUCCCCCUCCUGAGGCAAUUGGGGUUAAGUGACUUGCUCAGAGUCACACAGCUAGGAAAUAUUAAGUAUCUGAGGCCAAAUUUGAACUCAAGUACCCCUGACUUCAGGGCUGGUGCUCUAUCCACAGGAGUCUGACUUUUAACUGGCUUAUACUUGGUUUGGAAAGUUCAUGCAGAGGCUGGAAUUAUUCUAGUAGCCAAGUUCAAGCCUGAAAACUGCCAUAUCAGAAUGAUCUCAUGAAUAGCAUUUUGACUCCCAGACAACUAUGCAGGAAAGCUCUUUGGCUGCAGAAACAAAGGCCCAAUCUGACCUGCCUUCUGAAUAGAAUAGUAUUCUUGCCCAUUUGAUGGCAUCCCCUACAAGUCUCCUGAUAAAGCUUUCCUUUAGCAGAGUCCUUAGCUAUUUUGUUUUGAUAUUUACAGUUUUGUAAGGUUAAUGUAUAUAUGACAUUGAUAGGGAUGGUAACAUCUGAUUUACCUGAUAUAGCAAAAAGAAAGGGAGUUCUAAGAGUAAGGAUGGACCUAAGAAAUAUGAGAGGAUAUAUGAUAAUUUUAAAGGUAGAGAUUCAAGAAACAAAAACAUCUCCUUAAUGAAUAACCAAGUUAUUGGCUCUCUAUGCCUGAGGAAAUUUGUCACAGGUAUUUUUUCAUGGAGAGGGAAUAUCCUUGUCCCAUUCCCCUAGACUUGUAUUACUGAGCCAGGACAUUGGGAGUUUCCUAAAUAUCCAUUUACUUGUCAUUAUCAGGGAGCAGAGGAUAAAUGUAAUUUCAUUUCCCUUUGAUACCAAAUCUGCCAGUGAGUAGAUGGCCCCAGAUGUUAAGGCAAUGCUGAAAGAGCUGAGCAGGAUACCAUCUGUCAUUCCAGCAGAAAAGGGCAUGUUAUCAAAGGAGCAGCCAGACUCACUUUGAGGCUCUCCCAUUCCCCUCUGGCAAAUGUUCUAUCUUUGGCCUACUUCUCUUUACUAAAUGAUCCCCUUUAACUUCAGGACAGAAAUUGUGUAUGAUAGUCAAGAAAAUAUGUUCUUUAUUUUGCUUUAUCAUAGAAGGGGACAGCAACCAACUUUGCUAUUCAGAAACAGACUAUAUCAUAGUAUGAUUUAUGCAGUGAGUCAGCAUAGUAAGUACAAACUGGCCCAGUAUCUAAAGUCUGGACUCGGGCCAAAGUCUAAAGUAACCUGCAGUUUCUAUUUAAGCCCAGAACAAGGGUCAGUACAGGGUGGGUUGAAGCAAUUCAGAAGUAUUUAGGAGAACUUCAGUGAGAAUGAGGUCACCCAGUCCUUGGAAGUGGGUACAAGGUAUUAACCUUUUUCCAUUUUCCUCACUUCCAGAGAAAGAAGACUUUGUUCUGUCAUUAUAGAGAGCCCAGGAUUUGAAAAGGGCAUUUACUUUUUUUUUAAGAAAAAUUAUUUUUUGUCCUUAGAUCACAAUUAUUUCCCAUUUAAGAACACUUAGUACUGAAAAGAGUAUCUUUGUCCAUCUUGUAACCCAUUUGGUGAAAAUCAGUCUUUGUUGCUGUUCAUCCCGUCUAAUUCUUUGUGACUCCUUUGGAGGCUUUCUUGGCAAAGAUACUAGAGUGGGUUGUCAUUUCUUCUUCAGCUCAUUUUAUAGAGGAAACAGAGGCAAAAAGGAUUAAAUGAUUUGCCCAAUAUCACUCACUUGUUAAAUGUCUGAGUUCUAAAUUGAACAGAUCUUGACUCCAGGCCUAGUUUUCUAUCCACUGUACCACAUCGUUGCCCAAGUCAGUUCUAGAGAGAGCUAGAAGCUAGACACCAGGAAGCCUUUCCUUACCUUACUCCCUUUUCAUGUAUUGGGUACCAUUCUUAGGGUUAUUUCCUUAUCCAAGGUGAUACAUCUGUGUAGGAUACACUAUAGCCAGGACUGUGUUAGUCCCAGGGACUUCUGCCUAUUUUACCUUUCCCCUUUCUCCCCCUUUCUUUGCUUUAUCUGCUAGUCCUGAAUUCUUUUAUCUCAUACUGUUUAGAUUAGUGUGGUUCUGAAAAUAACUUCAAGGGAGUAUAGGGCAAACCUAAGAAGGCCCCUAGUGUUCUUAAGACUAGGAUUCUUUUUGUUUUUAUAUACAAAAAGUACUUAGCCUGCCUUGAAAUGGUACUUCUGAAAAAUGAAAGAGCAGUACUUAGUGCUAGCUGUAGCCUGGAUCUCCCUGCCUUUGUAUGCCCUCUUCCUUCUUUGAGCGCAACAGCCUGUUUAUGAUCUGGGGUAAGUGAUUUGGAGUAGUUUCUGCACUGAAAUGAGAAGUGCCCUUUGGUCUCCUUCCUCAUACUACUAACUAGGAAGGAUGUCCCUGAGAUGAGGGAAAGAUAAAGUGUUGAGGGGAAGAAGAGAAACAAUUGUGAUGAAGCAAGCACUUUCCCUUCUAAAGAAGCUUUCAAAGGGAAAAUGCCUUCAAGCCAACGAGGAAGGGAUACCCCAGGAGGUAUGUCUAGUGAAGUGGAGGAAAGAUAUUUUAGGAAGACUGAGCAGGACUUUGUUUUUUUCUUGACCUUUCCCUUGGAGGAGAGAUUGCUAAGCACUGUUGUGAAUGUCUAGGUGAUGAAUUUGCUUCAGUAAUUUUAUAAAGAAAAACCUUUGUUUUCCUUAUCUGUAACAGGCCUGACAUCAGUAUAUCAGUAAGUAAAAAAAAUAAUUAAAAGUCAACUUGACAAGAUCAAUAA